Messenger RNA from Cercocebus atys (sooty mangabey), 6765 nucleotides. RefSeq names its product staufen double-stranded RNA binding protein 2 (gene STAU2). The record is from RefSeq and is a predicted model, not a curated record. The transcript is spliced from 10 exons. The coding region runs from base 560 to 2122 and encodes 520 amino acids. Lineage: Eukaryota; Metazoa; Chordata; Mammalia; Primates; Cercopithecidae.
UGUUGUUUUUACACUUAUUAAUACUUUCCAGAGUAUAAGUUCUGUACUUCUUUUGUUAAAUUUAUUCCUAAGAAUUUUAUUCUUAUUGAUGCUAUUGUAAAUUGAAUUGUUUCCUUCUUUUCUGGAUAGUAUUUUACAUUGCAAGGGUAUAGAAAUACAACUGAUCUCUGUAUACUAAUCUUCUACCCUGCAAAUCUGCAGAACUCACUUAUCAGUACGAAUAGUUUUUCAGUAGAUUCUUCAGGAUUUUCUAUAUAUAUCAUGUCAUCUCUGAAUAGAGAUGGUUUUACUUCUUCCUUGCUAAUCUAGAUGCCUUUAAAAUCUUUUCCUUGCCUAACAGUUGUGGCUAGAACCUCCAGUACAAUGUUUGGAUAGAAGUGGCAAGAGAUUAAACCUUUUGUUUCUGCUCUGAGUGGGAAAACAUUCAGUCUUUCACCAUUAAGUAUUAUGUUAGCUGUGGGUUUUUCAUAGAGAUUCUUCAUGCGGUUGAUGAAAUUAUCUUCUAUUUCUAGGUUGAUGGCUGUUUUUAUCAUGAAAGAGUGUUGGAUGCAAUUUACUUAUGCCCGGGAGGCGGGCGGAGGCGGGCGGAGGCGGGGGGCGGGGAGCCCGAGGGGUGGAAGCCGGCGGCGGCCGAGCGGGGUCAGUUCUCUGUACUGUUUGCCAAUGUUGGAGCCGUCUGCAAAGUGUUCCUGGCAAGAAGAUGUUCUCAGUGCAGCUGAGUCUUGGUGAGCAGACAUGGGAAUCCGAAGGCAGCAGUAUAAAGAAGGCUCAACAGGCUGUUGCCAAUAAAGCUUUGACUGAAUCUACGCUUCCCAAACCGGUUCAGAAGCCACCCAAAAGUAAUGUUAACAAUAACCCAGGCAGUAUAACUCCAACUGUGGAACUGAAUGGGCUUGCUAUGAAAAGGGGAGAGCCUGCCAUCUACAGGCCAUUAGAUCCAAAGCCAUUCCCAAAUUAUAGAGCUAAUUACAACUUUCGGGGCAUGUACAAUCAGAGGUAUCAUUGCCCAGUGCCUAAGAUCUUUUAUGUUCAGCUCACUGUAGGAAAUAAUGAAUUUUUUGGAGAAGGAAAGACUCGACAAGCUGCUAGACACAAUGCUGCAAUGAAAGCCCUCCAAGCACUGCAGAAUGAACCUAUUCCAGAAAGAUCACCUCAGAAUGGUGAAUCAGGAAAGGAUAUGGAUGAUGACAAAGAUGCAAAUAAGUCUGAGAUCAGCUUAGUGUUUGAAAUUGCUCUGAAGCGAAAUAUGCCUGUCAGUUUUGAGGUUAUUAAAGAAAGUGGACCACCACAUAUGAAAAGCUUUGUUACUCGAGUGUCAGUAGGAGAGUUCUCUGCAGAAGGAGAAGGAAAUAGCAAAAAACUCUCCAAGAAGCGUGCUGCGACCACCGUCUUACAGGAGCUUAAAAAACUUCCACCUCUUCCUGUGGUGGAAAAGCCAAAACUAUUUUUUAAAAAACGCCCUAAAACAAUAGUAAAGGCUGGACCAGAAUAUGGCCAAGGGAUGAACCCUAUUAGCCGCCUGGCGCAAAUUCAACAGGCCAAAAAGGAAAAGGAGCCAGAUUAUGUUUUGCUUUCAGAAAGAGGAAUGCCUCGACGUCGAGAAUUUGUGAUGCAGGUGAAGGUAGGCAAUGAAGUUGCUACAGGAACAGGACCUAAUAAAAAGAUAGCCAAAAAAAAUGCUGCAGAAGCAAUGCUAUUACAGCUUGGUUAUAAAGCAUCCACUAAUCUUCAGGAUCAACUUGAGAAGACAGGGGAAAACAAAGGAUGGAGUGGUCCAAAGCCUGGGUUUCCUGAACCAACAAAUAAUACUCCAAAAGGAAUUCUUCAUUUGUCUCCUGAUGUUUAUCAAGAGAUGGAAGCCAGCCGCCACAAAGUAAUCUCUGGCACUACUCUAGGCUAUUUGUCACCCAAAGAUAUGAACCAACCUUCAAGCUCUUUCUUCAGUAUAUCUCCCACAUCGAAUAGUUCAGCUACAAUUGCCAGGGAACUCCUUAUGAACGGAACAUCUUCUACAGCUGAAGCCAUAGGUUUAAAAGGAAGUUCUCCUACUCCCCCUUGUUCUCCAGUACAACCUUCAAAACAACUGGAAUAUUUAGCAAGGAUUCAAGGCUUUCAGGUAUGAAUUAAAAGCAAAAACAAAAAAAAACAGAACAAUUCGUUAGCCUCAGAUCCUUCAUCUCUAUCCAUCACAAGGCUCAUUCUUGCCUGCUAGUAUGGCCUACAUGCCACUUACAUUUUAAGUUAUUUAGGAACACAAAGGACAGACAAAAAAAGAGCCGUAUGCACAUGCCUCAUUUUCUCUUAUUUUUGAUCUGUCUAGUAAUUCUUUUGCUGCCUGUCUCUUCGCCAUUUUCCUCCUUCUUUUUCUUUUUCUUUUUUAAGCAUUUUUCAUACUCUUCACUGUCUUCCACUUGGUCUUGAUUAGGUGCAUCUAUCUCUUCACUCUGUCUUCCACAAACAAAAAUUCUGCCUUCAGACAUUUGGUGUUAGUAUUUCACACUCAGUUCUCCCUUUUUUUACAUAAGGAUUGAAUUUCUUUUUAUGAUCAUUUUACCUUUAUUGUAGUUUUGAAUUUUGCGUUCUGUUGCUAGUAUUGAUUCAGGUACACCAUUAAGAUACAACAUUCUAGAAGUCUGUUACCUUAGGAGUUAAUUAAACUUGGUAUUUGAAGAAUAAUGAAAUGCUUUAUAGUUGUUUGAGGCAUAACAAUGUGUAUUUGUUUUACUGGAUCAUGUUUUGAACUGACUAGGGAGGGUAGCAUCUGCCUCAGAUGGUACCAACAAUUCUGUUUCACUGGGUAGUCUAAAACUAGCUUAUAGUUUAACUUAACUUGUGUAUGUGACUUUAGGGAUGGAAACUUGUUUUCCCCUAUUUAUUCUUUGUUUCCUUUUGGAAAAAACCCCACAAAAAUCAGCACUCCUUUAUGGAUACAUCGGAACUUUUAAAAGAAUUGUUAACUCUAGGAAAGGGAAAUAUCUGUCUUGAUUUCUUAGUUGCCUUGAAAAUCAUGUACUGAACUGUAACCGCUAACUUGACUGGAUGAACUACAGCUUGUGUGUAGAGAGAGUAUUGCUUUCUCAGAUUUCACUGUUUUCAUCUCCUUUUCCAUCUUAGUCUUUAUUCCUUAAGACCAAAAACUGUAAUAUCCUUUAGAAAUGCUCUAGAAGAUCUGUAUUGUGUAGAAUGAUCAUGUAUUUAUAAAAAUUUUACAAGUCUAGAUUAUAAAAUGAAAAAGAAGGUCAUGUGUUUUGGGGGGUAUUUUGCAUGUUUGGAUUUUUUUUCCCUUCACCGAACCCUUCUGAUUCUUUCAAACUAUUGCCAGGUAGUUGUUAGUGUUUUUAAUUGGACUCUUAAUAUGAACUUAAAGAAGCUGUUACCAGUUAUUGGCUCUGUCAUCUGAAAUUUUAACCACUUAAUUUAAAGUUAUAAUUUUAGAAUUUGUUUUUGUUGUUUUACCUUGAGAAACACAAUAAAUCACUGUUAAAAAAAGAUCUCGAUUUAUAUAAAGUACUGGAAAAAAGCUAAGUAAUUUUUAGUUCUGUCUAUAAUCUGCAUAGGAUGAAUUAGAAAUAAAUUGUGAUGAAAAGAAAUUCACUGCUUAUUUAUGAAUCUAGUCAUUUAGAAAUGUCUGAGAGUAACACUGCAUUCUUAUAGAAACAAAGCACAAAUUGCAUUCAAGCUCUGAAUUGAUUUUUUGCUUGGAGCUAUUGUUACAGUAGAUGUAAUUUUGCUACCGGAACAUCUUAAUUUUUUAAAUUUGUUUUUAUUUCUAAGCUCUUGGCAAUGAGAGUAAUUAUAAUUUUAACAUAUCUUCACUGUAGUCAACACGUAGAGUCUGCUUCCCUCAUUAUUGCAUUGCUUAAGCCUUUUUAAAAAGCUUAUGCUGACAAAAUACACUCUUUUUUGUGGACACGUUAUACGUUUCCAAAUCUGUGUAUUGUGAUUUUUACAUACUAAUGAAUAUAAACAGGUGAUUUUAAAAUAUUACUGUGCUUCCUUGGUUGAAUGAGCUGGUAUUGAUGUAAAAUACUGUGUCACUGAUGGACCACUACCUGCAGCUAAGCAGUGAGCAGAAUCUCUGGGAAAUGGCUUAGUCCGGCCACAUGCGUAGCCCUUCUUCAUAAUGUCGCAGCAGAAGGUUCUUUGUGGUUACCCUCUCAGGUAUAUUUACCUGGUAGAAAAACAUGUAGAUUGUUUCUGUUACUUAAAUGUUUUAAUUGGACUGCAGAUUAGAAAUUGUAGGACCAGCUUGUUACAGAUUAUGUGCUAUUCUGUUACUUUUAUUUCGGAAACUUAAACACAAUAAAUUCUUUUUCUGUGUUUCUAGGUUAGAACUUUUUUAUUUUAUUGCAAACUGAAUAGAUACUAUUGCUUAUUGAAUAUUGUGUAAACCCUUCUUUGGCUGUCCUUGCCCAUUCCAAUUUGAUUUAAGCCUACUAGAGUCAUUGUAUGUGACAGCUAUAUUGUAUUACAAAGUAAAAAUAUGUGAGUGUAUUGAAAACAAAGUUGUUUUAACUUUUAAUUUUGUUUCAUCACCCAGUCUUUAAUUUGAAUUUAUAAAUUACAGAAAGCUACUUUGAUCAACUGAAUGUAGGUAUCCAAGCUCAAAUUCUUUUAAACCUACAAAAUAGGUAAAAUUAUUAUACAAUUAAAGUUAUUAAUAAAACUGAUUUAAGAGAGCAGAAUGUGACUGAACACUUGCACAUUCUCAGCAGUUCUUUUAUUCUUGUUUGGUCUCACCUGAAGUUUUUAUCGUAUUUUAGAAUCGAACCUUUUGGAUCUCUGUCAGAAAUGAAUGUUUAUUUCUUUCAAAUAUUAUCAAGUAUUAAUACAUUUUGUUUAUAUUCUUUUAAAUGUUUUAUUCAAUAGUUCUGUGAACUUCAGACUUUGUUGUUCAGCCUAAUCGUAUGCUUCUGUAACUUCUACACAUUUUAUAAGAACUCAUUCAAAAUUGUAGUCCUACAUAGUGUUUCAGGGUUCCUUGUUGUGUACUCUUUUAUUACAAUGGCAAAAUGUUUCAAAAUCAUUCAGCUUUUUAAAAAAACUUACUAUGCAAAAGACACUCUUGAAAUGCUGUGCAUUUGAACUGAAGUGAAAGAAUUUGUUUCAUGUUGUACUUUGCAUUAUUCUACGUUUUCACAUCUUUAAUAUGCUUUUCUAUGCUAAUUAUAUUAGAUAUAAGUGGUUUCUUUGUUUAAACUAGUCAUUAAAAAUUAGGUUGAAAAUGAAAGUGGAUUAUUUUAGUAAAUCAUCCCUUCUAGAUGGAUUUCAUUUCAGUUUGCUAUUCUGUGCCUCUUCUGUGAGCAUCAUCCACUGAAACAGUGUUGUUUGUGAAACCUUCCGAGUAUAGUAUAACAAACUAGGUUUUUUUUCCUCACAUAAAUAAUAUAAAGAAACACUUAGUUGGUGUUUUAGUUAAACUAUAAUUAGUUUAUUGUCCAAAAUCAAGGAGUGUUUUAUGGAGGGGCAUUUCAUUAUUGUAUUAUAAUCAUGCCGUUUCCAGCAAGAUGAGACUGUCCAGUUAAAUUAAAAUUUUCCUUUUCAAAUAUAAUUCACAGUUAAUACAUUUCAACUGAUAUGCCUCCUUUUGUGGAGUUCAAUAUGAUAAUAGCAGGUUUUUGUAGCCACAGGCUUCUUUUAAUUAUUUAUUUUUUAACAAUAUGACUUUAGUAUAGAUUACAUUGGGAUGGAGCUGGUGGAAGUCAAGGGGGUGGUGGCUGGUCUCCCUGAGAAUCUGAGAAUCAACCUGUCUCCUAUUUAUUCUUAUCUCUCCUAUACCUCAUGUUUUCCAAUCCGUAUAGUUAUCAUCAAGGUGGCUAUUUGCAGCAGCUUUUUUUUUUUAGAAUAAGGUAUUCGUUUUUGUUAAGAGAUCAAUACAAGUACAACUUUGUAAAUUUCUCUUAGGAUAAUAUGGAGAAAGAAAUAAUGCAUGUACAUACACACCCACACUUAGGAAUAUAGUUGUCUCUUGGUAUCUACAGGAAGGAUUGGUUCUAGGACCCCCAAAGAUACCAAAGUUCAUGGACGGUCAAGUCCCUUAUAUAAAAUGUUGUAGUAUUUACAUAUAAACUACACACAUCCUCCCUUAUACUUUAAAUCAUGUCUAGAUGCCUUAUAAUACCUAAUAUAAUGUAAAUGCUAUAUAAAUAAUUGUUAUACUGUAUUGCUUUUUUGUGUUAUUUUUAAAUUCUUUUUUAGUAUUUUUGAUAUUUGGAUGCAUAGCCCAUGGAUAUGGAGGGCCCAACUGUGUGUUUUCCCUCAUUUUUAAUUUGUCAUUGAAACAUAACUUACUGUGUUGCCUCUGAGACCAAAUGUUCAUGUAGGCUAUUAAACAAAUGUAUAAAAGCGUAAGAAAUUACUUAGACUACAAUGAGCAAAACACAUUUGUGGAUUUGGUCAGCAGAUGCUGCUCUGAUUUGCCAUUAAAAUCUUAAAAAUUCUUAGAAAGCUCUCUUAAAUUUGACCUCUAACUACCUUCCAAGGACCCUGGAGAGAUCUAAGUAUGUGUUAGAAGUCUCCUGAAGGCUUGGUCUUCCUUUAGUGACAUUAACACUCAGGUUUGUUCUUCCAGUGGGCAGCCCCAGUUUAUGCAAAGCGACCUGUUUUAUCUGGAAUCUUUAGACUUUGAUACGCAGACCAAAGUCCAAGGGAUAUGCAAACAUAACACACACCUGAACUUCCAUAAAAACCAGCAGAAUUGUAGAUCAACUCAUUUUACUGAAAUUUUAAACCCUGUAAAAAAAAAAAAAAAAUACUACGUUUGAA